AGAUUUUUCCGAAUUAGUUCAUAAUUCAGAUUCUCACUAAAACCUAAGCUAAAUCAUCACGAGCAAACAUGGUUGUGUGGACAGAUGAAGAGCGCGCAGCAAUCUCCGACAUCUUCUCCAAGCUAGACUAUGACGACGUUGGCCCAAAGUGCCUGUCAAGGUGUCUGAUCGUUUACCCCUGGACCCAGAGGUACUUCGGGGCCUUCGGCAACCUGUACAACGCAGAGGCCAUCACGAACAACCCUCUGAUCGCUAAGCACGGCAUCACGGUGCUGCGAGGUCUGGAAAGAGCUCUGAAGAACAUGGACGACAUAAAGAACACAUACGCCGAGCUGAGCAUUCUGCACUCCGAGAAACUGCGCGUGGAUCCCGACAACUUCAAGCUGUUGUCUGACUGUCUGACCAUCGUCAUCGCUGCGAAGAUGGGCACCGCCUUCACCCCUGAGUAUCAGGCAUCCUUCCAGAAGUUCUUGUCCGUGGUGGUGUCUGCUCUGGGCAGGCAGUACCACUAGAGUCAGUCCUCUAUACCUGACAUGUGUUUCACUCCUCGAUGAAAAACAAAAGAAGCAUAGAAACAUCUGUUUGUUGAUUUUGUAUGUUUAUUUUACUCUUGCGUUAAUUGUAUGCCUCGACAAAUUGCACUUUUAAGCAUGGAUAAUAGAAUAAGAUAAACUUUAAAGUUUUAAUGUUUUCAUAUAUAGAUGUUAGAUCUACACAUUAUAAAUAAUACAUUAGCCAAGUUCGCGAAUGCAAGCGCAUUGCCUAAAAGCUUACAGAUUUGGACCGGCUGAAUUGUAUAUUGUUGCUGGCUGUAAAACACGUGACACACAAGGUGUUUAUUAACAUAUACAAUGUACAAAAACAAAACUAUGAAGUGACCACUGUAUUUUCUUUGAACUAAUAAGAAACCCUGGACCAUAAAACAAACAUCAACGCAUCAGUAGUGUUCCUCUAUUUGGGCACGGGUGUGUCCCGGGAUAAAUACACCUCUUCCCCAUUCAUUGAGGAGACAUUUUGUUAGUUUGCUUUCGGCACCCCUCAUUAUCAAACUUAUGCAACCACUCACUUACACUACUGACUACACACACACCAUUGUUAAUUGUAUUUACAUUACCUCAGUUAAUACAUAUUUCUGUUAUUCCUCA
Messenger RNA from Oncorhynchus keta (chum salmon), 1145 nucleotides. RefSeq names its product hemoglobin subunit beta-like. Gene Ontology annotation, molecular function: haptoglobin binding; oxygen binding; organic acid binding. The record is from RefSeq and is a predicted model, not a curated record. The transcript has 3 exons. NCBI's taxonomy places the organism in Eukaryota, Metazoa, Chordata, Actinopteri, Salmoniformes, Salmonidae. Bases 69 to 512 code for a protein of 147 amino acids. Gene Ontology annotation, biological process: oxygen transport; hydrogen peroxide catabolic process. Gene Ontology annotation, cellular component: blood microparticle; haptoglobin-hemoglobin complex; hemoglobin complex.